This is a messenger RNA of Arthroderma uncinatum, 1182 nucleotides long. RefSeq names its product 26S protease regulatory subunit S10B. Bases 1 to 1182 code for a protein of 393 amino acids. The record is from RefSeq and is a predicted model, not a curated record. Gene Ontology annotation, molecular function: ATP hydrolysis activity; proteasome-activating activity; ATP binding. The transcript is spliced from 4 exons. NCBI's taxonomy places the organism in Eukaryota, Fungi, Ascomycota, Eurotiomycetes, Onygenales, Arthrodermataceae. Gene Ontology annotation, biological process: positive regulation of RNA polymerase II transcription preinitiation complex assembly. Gene Ontology annotation, cellular component: proteasome regulatory particle, base subcomplex; cytosolic proteasome complex.
AUGGACGGUACCGGCGACCCAGAGCGCCAGCAAGCCUUGGAGGACUACAAGAAGAGCCUCCUGGAGUCACGAGAGUGGGAAGCAAAGCUAAAGAAUCUCCGACUAGGCAUAAAGGGCCUACAGAAGGAAUUUGAUGUGACGGAGGAUAACAUCAAAGCCCUCCAGAGCGUGGGCCAGAUCAUUGGCGAGGUCUUGAAGCAGCUUGAUGAAGAGAGGUUUAUCGUCAAAGCCUCCUCCGGCCCAAGAUAUGUCGUUGGUUGUCGGUCAAAGGUCGAUAAGGCCAAGCUCAAACAAGGAACACGAGUAGCUCUCGACAUGACGACCCUGACCAUCAUGCGAAUGCUUCCCCGCGAAGUCGAUCCGCUCGUUUACAACAUGUCGUUAGAGGAUCCCGGACAGGUCAGCUUCGGCGGUAUUGGAGGUCUAAAUGAUCAGAUCAGAGAGUUAAGAGAAGUCAUCGAACUACCGCUUAAGAACCCUGAGCUAUUCAUGCGCGUCGGUAUAAAACCACCCAAGGGUGUGCUAUUGUACGGGCCUCCAGGAACAGGAAAGACACUGCUUGCGCGAGCCGUCGCUAGCUCGUUAGAUACCAAUUUCUUGAAGGUCGUGUCAUCUGCAAUCGUUGACAAAUAUAUCGGUGAAUCUGCCCGCCUUAUCCGUGAAAUGUUCGGCUACGCCAAAGAACACGAGCCAUGUAUCAUCUUUAUGGACGAAAUCGACGCCAUCGGUGGCCGAAGAUUCUCCGAGGGAACUUCUGCCGAUCGAGAAAUCCAGCGAACUCUCAUGGAACUCCUCAACCAGCUAGAUGGAUUCGACUAUCUAGGCAAGACCAAGAUUAUCAUGGCUACCAACCGACCGGACACGCUUGACCCAGCUCUUCUACGAGCAGGGCGAUUAGAUAGGAAGAUUGAAAUCCCGCUACCUAAUGAAGUGGGCCGACUGGAGGUGCUGAAGAUUCAUGCCAGUGGUGUUUCGAUGGAAGGCGAGAUUGAUUUCGAGACGAUUGUGAAGAUGAGCGAUGGGCUGAACGGAGCCGAUUUGAGAAACGUGGUUACCGAAGCUGGUCUAUUCGCUAUCAAAGAUUACCGAGAUGCCAUCAACCAGGACGACUUCAACAAGGCUGUUCGAAAGGUGGCAGAGUCGAAGAAACUCGAAGGAAAGCUGGAAUAUCAAAAACUAUAG